Molecule: messenger RNA, 1236 nt
Organism: Diceros bicornis minor
Lineage: Eukaryota; Metazoa; Chordata; Mammalia; Perissodactyla; Rhinocerotidae
Gene: UBXN10
Product: UBX domain protein 10
Exons: 1
Coding region: 5-850 (281 amino acids)
Molecular function (GO): protein binding
Source: RefSeq, a predicted model, not a curated record
AGCAAUGGCCACAGAAGCCCCUGUGAACAUAGCCCCCCCUGAAUGCAGCACUGUGGUCAGCACGGCAGCUGACAGCCUCGUUUGGCAGCCAGACUCGCUAAACAUGCACGUCAUAAGGCCCAAGUCUGCCAAGGGACGCACGCGGCCCAGUCUGCACAAACCCCAGGGUGCAGAGGUGGGCUCUCGCCGCACACUGUCUUCCCUGCCUUCAGCCAUUCCCUGCGACUUGCCAAGCAGCCAGAAACCAGGAGCCUGCACACCCAAAUCUCCAAAUCAGGGAGCUCCUGAGGAGAUCCCCGAGCUGCUGCAGCAGGUGCCCUUCGGGGCUUCCUCUUCCCUCAAUAAAUACCCGGUCCUUCCCUCCAUCAACAGGAAGACCCUGGAGGAGGGGGCUGUGGAAACAGUAGCUGAAAAGGCCGGUUCAUUGCAACUGGGCAGCAUCCAGGCUCUGGACCAAGAGGAGACCUGCACGAGGAAGACAAGCGAAGAAGAUUCCAGAGCUCGCGCUUGUUCCCCGGAGAGGAAAUUCGCGGUCCAAACCAAGAGACAGAACUCCUCCAGGGCUGGAGACCUGGAGGAACCAUCAGAUCAGGAGCCAAGGCUGCUGCUUGCUGUCCGAUCACCUUCGGGCCGAAGGUUUGUACACCAUUUCCGGCCAACUGAUGACUUACAAACUGUUGUUGCUGUGGCGGAACACAAGAACAAGGCGGCCUACCGACGCUGCAGCAUUGAAACGAUGGAGGUGCCCAGGAGACGCUUCUCUGACCUCACCAAAUCUCUGCAAGAGUGUAGGAUCCCCCACAGGUCGGUGCUGGGCAUCUCCCAGGAAGAUGGGGAGGGGUGCCCCUGAGUCCGCAGCCACCAGCUGGGGUCCUGGGUCUCUGAGCAAGGAGCAUGCUCUGGUGCCAUGGCCUCCCGGGCAGCUUGGUUCCAAGUGUCACGUGAACCUGGUGCAGCUGUGAUUCUCGGGACUCUCGUCUUCACAGCAUCUCCUUUGAAGCAGUGAAAUUUGCACACGCACUGAGUGCGUGAAGAGGAUUCUCUUCCAGUUGUUAAAUUCUUUCCACCACUGGAGUGAACUGGCAGGUUACCAGGGCUCUUCCUGAAACAGCUGCGACCAGGCCUCUCCUUUCCAGAGGUCUGGGUCCCUUCUGGAGCCCCUGCUUGCCUUUACAAUGAAUUCUCACUCUCAUGAAGCCAAUGGUUUGCCUUUCUGUAUUUGAUGCAGGAUUAAAC